AUUUAGAGGUGAGACUUGUCAAACUUGAUUUUUCACACUGAGCCAACAUCAUGGCAUGCAUUUAUGGAGACAUCAUGAAAGUAGGCACCACUGGUGCAUCAAAGAAGACAGCAGAACAGGACAAACUAUCUGUAACGGGUGUUGAAGCCUCUAAAAAGCUGGCAGAGCAUGAUCUGGCCCGGAUGGAGAAAUACAAAACUAAAAUCAUUAAUGUUGGUAGGGCAAAGCAGAUGGACCCGGCUGUAAUUGCUGCUAUCAUAUCCAGAGAGUCCAGAGCUGGAGCCAUUCUGAAGGAUGGAUGGGGUGACCACGGCAAUGGUUUUGGUCUCAUGCAGGUCGACAAGCGCUAUCACACUCCAGUAGGUGCAUGGGACAGCGAACAGCAUCUCACACAAGCUACUGAGAUACUGAUUGGUUUUAUAAAAGAGAUCAAAGAAAAGUUUGCCAAGUGGAGCCAAGAACAAUGCUUUAAAGGUGGAAUAUCAGCGUAUAAUGCAGGUGUGAAGAAUGUUCAGACAUAUGAGCAUGUGGAUGAUCACACCACAGGCCAUGACUAUGGCAAUGAUGUUGUUGCCCGAGCCCAGUGGUUCAAAAGCAAAGGAUACUGAUUACUGAUAGAUACUGAUAGAUGAUGGAGAUGAAUAACUUUAAUAUGAUCUACAUCUAAAAUUUCUUUCUGUGGUUUGUGGUGCCUUUUUAUUGCUUACUGUAUUAAUUUAGUUUGCUUAAUAUGCUUAUACUAGAUUGCUAAAAUAAUCUCUUGGUUAAGUUUGAGGUGUUUUAAGUCAUGGGAAUUUAAUUUUACUAAUAAGUUUAUUUAACAAAUAAAGUGUGUUAUUUG
This is a messenger RNA of Danio rerio (zebrafish), 841 nucleotides long. RefSeq names its product zgc:162941. Gene Ontology annotation, biological process: peptidoglycan catabolic process. The record is from RefSeq and is marked validated. Gene Ontology annotation, molecular function: lysozyme activity. NCBI's taxonomy places the organism in Eukaryota, Metazoa, Chordata, Actinopteri, Cypriniformes, Danionidae.